Drosophila subobscura is the source of this 1389-nucleotide messenger RNA. RefSeq lists its product as uncharacterized. The transcript has 3 exons. The coding region runs from base 159 to 1082 and encodes 307 amino acids. Lineage: Eukaryota; Metazoa; Arthropoda; Insecta; Diptera; Drosophilidae. The record is from RefSeq and is a predicted model, not a curated record.
UCAAAGUGUGCCUUGAAUUAUCCUUUUAAAUCAUUUCAAACUGUUAGUAAAAUCAUUUAAUAUCAACACAGAGGCAGCAGCAACAGCAGCAGCAGCAGAUAUUGAAAGCAGCUCGAAUAAAAAAGUCUAAAAACAGAAGAAGAAAGAAAUUAGCAACGAUGAACAAUCCACGUUCCACUUUCACCCGUACACAGAGGACCUUUGGAUUCUUUGAAUCCUUCAACUCGAAUGAGCAGCCGCAGCAGCAGCAGCAGCAGGGCGAAGGUCCCGGUACCACUGACAAGGAUGGACUCAAUUCGAUGCCAUUUCUUAAUAAUAUUCACACCAUUCCCCUGCUCUCCCGCACAAUGGGUCGCAAUGGGUCCUUGUCCCCCAUUCAGAGGGGAGAUUCAGAUGGAUUCAAUGCUGUGCCACAGAUGGCCGGGCUGGGAAGCCAGCAGCCCACAUCCCACCGGACAGGAGCACCUUAUGCGAGCACCGCCAGAUCCACGCACAGCAAUUACUACGAGGGCGACUCCUUGAAGAUGCCCAACGAGGUGAAGGAGCAGGAUCCCUGCCUCUGUCAGAGCCCGAGCCGGAGCCCGAGCCAGGCAGACCGCAUUGAAACAGACUCGGAAACGGAGGAGCUCAGCAGCCGCCCACCACCCACAGUCAGCCCUUCGAAGUCUCUCCUCGAUCUUGUGCUGUCGAAAUUCAAGCCGGAGCAUCGUGAGCGUUUGGUGGCAACAUACCAUCGCGCCUCGCAGACCGCUGUGGUCAAGGGCAUGUUGCUGGUGCUGCAGGUGCUGUGCCACUCGACACUGUGCCUGACCACGCGGACAGUGGGCCUCACCGAAAACGUCGGAUCGGUGUGCCUGCGAUUGUGGAACAACAAGUUCAGGCUGCGCAGCACCCAGCGCCAUUUGCUGUGGUGCAUGGCCAAUGCCCGCGGCCCCGACACUCUUGUCUUUCUCACAGUGGCCCUGGCCACGCCUUGGCUGUUUUGCCUCAGCCUCCUGGGCUUCGCACUGUCCAUGGUGAUACUCCUGAAGAAAAGCGUGCAGGAGUUGGUGUUUCAGAUACGUCUGCGCAUGCUGCUCUAGAGCAGGAGCAGUGGCAGAGCAGAAAGAAAUAUAAUUAUACACUGAAACAAACACAAAACACAAAGACACACACACGCUGACACUCGCCUACCCCUCAGGGGGUACAAUUUUUGUGCAGUUCCAUUUGGGCAUCUAUUUUCGUUGAUGCCAAAUCUCGCAGCAGCACGGAAUCUUUGGCCUCAACAAGAAUAAAUGCCGGAAUUUUCAAAAUUCACAGUACACAGAGAGAGAGAGAGAGAGAGAGAGCACACAACACAAGAUAUUCCAUUCCAAAUCGAUCAGAUAAAUAUCGCCUAUAUGCAUCAUA